UGCCCUGUCGGAGGGGUGAGUGUGAAACAACAACAGGAAGCGGCAGGGCAGAGUUUGGGGAGUAGCUGCUCAGCCAUUGCAGCUUCGUGGCUCAGCAACAAAACACGAAAAAGCAGAGGAAGACCUGGCAGCCCUCAGGCCCUCUUUUUCUGACCGGGAGACUAACUUACAUGUGUAGACGAGCGAACACACACGUUGAACUAGUCUGCACCUGAACAACGGGAUUCAACAGCUCUGGAUAUGUCAUCCCUAUUGGAUUGGAUUUAUAGUGGAGUCAGUUGCGCACUACAGUUUUUAGGACUGUACAAGAAAUCCGGCAAGUUAGUAUUUCUUGGCCUGGACAAUGGUGGCAAAACAACGCUACUGCACAUGCUCAAAGAUGACAGAUUGGGACAGCAUGUGCCAACUUUACAUCCAACCUCAGAAGAGCUGACGAUUGCUGGCAUGACCUUCACCACCUUCGACCUGGGAGGCCACGCACAAGCCCGCAGAGUGUGGAAAAACUACCUCCCUGCCAUUAAUGGCAUUGUCUUCCUUGUGGAUUGUGCGGACCACGUGAGAUUGGCUGAAUCAAAAGCAGAACUUGUUGCAUUAAUGACAGAUGAGACCAUCGGAAAUGUGCCUAUUCUGGUCUUGGGAAACAAAAUUGACAGAUCAGAAGCCAUCAGUGAGGAGAACCUGAGGGAAUUUUUUGGAUUGUUUGGACAGACGACAGGCAAGGGCAACAUUCCAAUGAAAGAGCUGAACACAAGACCACUGGAGGUGUUCAUGUGCAGUGUGUUGAAGAGGCAGGGGUACGGCGAGGGCUUCCGCUGGCUCUCACAGUACAUCGACUAAAGAAGCCGAAACAUACCGACACCACCACCAUCAGGGGGCGCUAAACUCAACCACUCAAGACGCCCACUGUUGCCACCAGUACCAUCAUACUCAGCCCCAUGUUUGGUUAAACAAAUGCCUCCACCUUUAGAGAAACCAGUACAACUUGAUCCCAAUAGACUUUUAUUGGUCGAACAUUUGGUUCUGCACUUACAACAUUCAUACCUUUAUGCGCACACAUGACAUACACACACACACACACACACACACACACACACACACACAUACACAUACACAUACACACACACACACACACAUUUCCAUCUCUCUGUCUGUUUUAAGAGAGAAACAUAGCAUUGGUUCCACAGCAAAGGGUGUUCAAAUUUAAAUGGAUGAAUCUUUUCUAUAUUGUCGUUUGCUGCCCUGUCUCCCUCCCUGCCAUCUGUUGAGUGUGAUGAUAGACGCAUUAUAACUGUAAAUCUGUACAAAUAUCAGAAACCUCUGGCGCCUCUUUCCCCCUCUCAUCUCAUCUUCAGCAAUGACAGAGAGCAACAUAGUUGUUAACAUUACACACUUUUUUUAACAGUAAAGACAUUCAUUCAACAUUGUAUUCAAUCACUGUUUUUCUUUGUCCUUUUUAUUCUUCUUUAUUCCCCACAUGAUUUGAAUAAAUGUGUCACAUACACAGCCCUCACUAUAGACAUGUGGCUGUUUCACACAUUUAUUUAAAUGGACCAGUGCAUUUAUCACAGUGAUCCAUUUCUUUAGGAUACCUGGAAGUUAAAGUAUUCCUCCAGACUCCUCUAUCUUGUGGGCACAGUAGUAAUGGUGAACUGUGGGCUCCCUUUUUUUUAAAUAAAAAAAGACACAUGGGUGGCAGCGAAGCAAUGGGUGGCGAAUUUUAAUAGAAAAUAAUUACCGGCUAUAACCCAAGCAAGGUUUUAUGAAAUCGUGUAGAUAGCACAGUGGUCAGUUGAGGCAAAGAAAACUAUUUAAGUAAAUGAAGCCUUUGAAUAAAUAGAUAAUAACAUGCAGUGAGAGAUGAAGGCAGGAAAAUAGGGAUGGAUGUAACAUCAAGUAGUAGUUGACAUUAAUUGCUCAUCCUGUUGUAUUUUGCAGCGCAGACCUUUUUACAGGGUGAAUCUAGUCACUAAGGGUAGAAAAAUAAGGACACAAUCCCAUAGUGGGAACAGGUAGUUAGGCUUAUGACACCUCUAAGAAAGGGACCAUGUAUAUAUGAAAUGUACACGAACAUCGUACAUGGAUUUUGUAUUUAUCAGUGGUAUCCUUUGAUCUAUGUGCAUUACCAGAACCUAUUAUGCAUGCCUUGUUCUUUUGAUUUUUAAUGACCAUUACUCCAGAGUACAGCAGGAGGGAAGAAGAUGCCAAAAUUUACAUUGAGAGCUGAUUAUCAUGUUUUGUUUGUUUUUCUUUCUUUUUUACGGAAACAAUGGAAUUGUGCGUAAUACAUACUUUUUCUGUCCCUGUCUCUGUGUCUCUUUCAUUCCCUCAUGACUACGUGAUGAGCUGUUCCAACAAGGGUGGGACUUGCUGUUGUUUGCAUCAAAAAAUGUAAUAAAUGUUUGCAAUGAAUAACAGGCUUUAACAUUGA
This is a messenger RNA of Paralichthys olivaceus (Japanese flounder), 2428 nucleotides long. RefSeq names its product secretion associated, Ras related GTPase 1B (gene sar1b). NCBI's taxonomy places the organism in Eukaryota, Metazoa, Chordata, Actinopteri, Pleuronectiformes, Paralichthyidae. Gene Ontology annotation, biological process: membrane organization; endoplasmic reticulum to Golgi vesicle-mediated transport; vesicle organization. The record is from RefSeq and is a predicted model, not a curated record. Gene Ontology annotation, molecular function: GTP binding; GTPase activity. Gene Ontology annotation, cellular component: COPII vesicle coat; endoplasmic reticulum exit site.